UCGUGGUAGCGAUGUGUUGUGUGUCGUUAGCUCUUCAUUUUUAUUUCAUUUCGUGAUAAGUGAACUUUUACAAUCCUGAAAAGUGAUACAUAAUAACUUGAUCCAUCCAUUACUAGUGAGAUUCUCUAGUGCUAGAUAUUUAGUGCUGUAAGUCCUGAAUAUAUUCAACCAUCUGCGCACAUCGAUUGACCAUAAGGAAGGCAAGAUGAUGGACGUGUCAGGUUCCCUCGAGGGGGCGCAGGCUGGGGGGCAGUACCCCCACUCGUACCCCACAGUUCCCCCACACUCCCUGGACCUGUACUCCAACCAGCACUGCGCGUACCCCAACACAGGCCGCUUCAGCCACCCCGGGGGCAGCCUGUACAGAGCUGGGGGCCACAUGCCCUUCCCUGCCUGGCUCAACCAGGGUGCUUCAGACAAGAUGGCGUGCUCCUCGUACAACUGGCAGACCUUCGGCAAACAUUACACACCUCAACAUGCGUAUGGUUACCCAUACCCACCAACCCCACCUGAAGAUACCCACGGUAUUCUUGCCCAACACCAUCACCAUCAACAACAACAGCAGCAACAACAGCAACAACAACAACAGUUACAACAAGAACAAGCAAUGGCUAGUGGCAGUCCAGCCAUUGCAGCGCACGCAGCGACUGAUGCAGCAAGUCGGAUGAGCCCCGACCGCGUCACAGCCUCCCCGUCCCUCUCACAAACCCCCAACUGCACCAACGACUUAAAAGAUCUUUCCUUAAAUAUUCACUCCAACUCCACCUCUAACGCUCUGCCAUCCAGUGACUCUAACACCGCUGCAAUUAACUCCAAUAAUUCUGCUGACUCAUCCUCAGCGUUGGCGGUGCCCAACAAUUCUUUAGUCCCCUCUGCCUACUCAGCGUCCAUGUUCAAUGGCUUCCACACGGCAGAAUCCUUCGAAUCCAAAGCAUCCCUCGCCCUAUCCCCCUCACACCUCAAUGGGCACCACGCCUCAUAUGGUGGAUACCCUGGACACUCGCAUGGGGCAGUGGAUUUCGGAUCCUCGGCCUAUGCAAGCGGAUAUUUCCCGGGCAGCAUGGCUUCUGUUUUGGGGAAAUCUCCUUUCGGCAUGACCACCACUUCACCCUCACCGGGGGACAAGAACAAGAACAACAAACGUUCGAAUACAGAAGGGCGCGAGUGCGUGAACUGUGGCGCAACGUCAACGCCGCUGUGGCGACGCGAUGGCAACGGCCACUAUUUGUGUAACGCGUGUGGCCUUUACUACAAAAUGAACGGCCAGAACAGACCUCUCAUCAAGCCCAAACAGAGAUCGUCGGCAAACAGACGUGAAGGAACGCAAUGCGUCAACUGCAAGACGUCGUCUACGACGUUGUGGCGACGUAACACCAUGGGAGAGCCCGUCUGUAACGCCUGUGGUCUGUACUACAAACUACACAAUGUAAGUAGACUCUAA
Hyalella azteca is the source of this 1441-nucleotide messenger RNA. RefSeq names its product GATA-binding factor 2. NCBI's taxonomy places the organism in Eukaryota, Metazoa, Arthropoda, Malacostraca, Amphipoda, Hyalellidae. The coding region runs from base 206 to 1441 and encodes 411 amino acids. The record is from RefSeq and is a predicted model, not a curated record. Gene Ontology annotation, biological process: cell fate commitment; negative regulation of transcription by RNA polymerase II; positive regulation of transcription by RNA polymerase II. The transcript has 7 exons. Gene Ontology annotation, molecular function: zinc ion binding; RNA polymerase II cis-regulatory region sequence-specific DNA binding; DNA-binding transcription factor activity, RNA polymerase II-specific.